Salvia miltiorrhiza (redroot sage) is the source of this 1663-nucleotide messenger RNA. Its product is annotated as protein WALLS ARE THIN 1. Gene Ontology annotation, cellular component: plasma membrane. The transcript has 5 exons. The coding region runs from base 171 to 1319 and encodes 382 amino acids. Lineage: Eukaryota; Viridiplantae; Streptophyta; Magnoliopsida; Lamiales; Lamiaceae. Gene Ontology annotation, molecular function: transmembrane transporter activity. The record is from RefSeq and is a predicted model, not a curated record.
AAAGCUCACGUUUUGAGUUAGGCCCCUCAUGUGGGCUCCAUACUCACACAUACAGUUGCUCUCCUUAACUAUAUUUAUAUCACCCUAAACUCUACCCUAAUUCUCACCACAAUCCCACACUCCUCUCCUUUCCUCUUCCUACCACCUCAUCAUCUCCACCUAGCGCAGCAAUGGCGGAUGCCGGCGGCGGCUCGGCCUUGGGCCGCAGAAUGUGUUCCAUCCCCGAGAAAUUCCAGCUCCACAUAGCCAUGCUGGCCUUGCAGUUCGGCUACGCAGGUUUCCAUGUUGUCUCCCGCCUUGCCCUCAACAUGGGCAUCAGCAAGAUUGUCUUCCCUGUUUAUCGAAACAUUCUCGCCUUCAUCCUUCUCCUGCCCUUUGCAUAUUUUCUCGAAAAGAAGGAGAGGCCGCCGAUUACAUGGAGCCUCGUCCUCGAAUUCUUCCUGCUCGCAAUAGUUGGGAUAACGGCAAACCAAGGGUUCUACCUGGUGGGGCUGGACAACACCUCGCCAACGUUCGCCUCCGCCAUACAGAACUCGGUUCCCGCCAUCACAUUCCUCAUGGCCGCCCUUCUGAGGAUAGAGAAGGUGAGAUUGGAUCGGAAAGACGGGAUCUCGAAGGUGGCGGGGCUGCUGAUCUGCGUGGCGGGCGCGUCCGUGAUCACGCUGUUCAAGGGCCCGGCAAUCUACAGCCCUCCGGCGACGCUGCAGAGGGCGGUGGCGGAGGCAGUGGCGCCAGCGGUGAUGGGGGACGCGAGCGGGAAGAGCUGGACGCUGGGGUGCCUGUACUUGAUCGGGCACUGCCUGUCGUGGGCGGGGUGGCUGGUGCUGCAGGCGCCGGUGCUCAAGAGGUAUCCGGCGCGCCUCUCCUUCACCUCCUACCAGUGCUUCUUCGGAAUCCUCCAAUUCCUCGUCAUCGCCGCCUUCUUCGAGAGGAACGGCGAGGCCUGGCUCAUCCGCACCGGCUCCGAGGUCUUCAGCGUCUUCUACGCCGGAGUGGUGGCAUCAGGGAUCGCCUUCGCUGUACAGAUAUGGUGCAUCGAUAAAGGCGGGCCCGUCUUUGUCGCCGUCUACCAGCCCGUCCAGACCCUCGUCGUCGCUAUCACUUCUUCCCUUCUUCUAGGAGAGGAAUUCUACUUGGGAGGGAUAAUUGGUGCAGUGUUGAUCAUAUUCGGAUUGUACUUGGUGUUAUGGGGCAAGAGUGAAGAGAAGAAAUUUGCAGCGCUCCAGUCCCCCGCGGAGCACAGCACCAGCAGACCAACCCCGCAGAUCAAGCCGUCCAUCACUCAGCCGCUCCUCUCGCAGACAACGGAGAAUGUUUGAUCGCCUGACUUUGACUAGCUGCUUUUUGCUGGAGAAAAAAGAAAAGGAAAAAAAGGGGUUAUUUUCGAGUCCAGUUCAGCUAUGAUUAAUAUAAAAAUGGCGUGCAGUGUGUAUCAAAGCAAAUCAACGUUGCUUAUUUUAUUGUUAGGGUAUUUUCGCUUUUCAUUUUCGCAAUUUAAUAGUUAGGAGAGUGCUUUAAAAGAAACAAGAAGAAAAAGUUGGCAAGAAAAGAAAGAGGGUUUUGAGGGAAAUGGAUUGUAAUGAUUAUGAUCUUGUCUAAGCAUGGAUAUCCCUUGUGUUUUUUAUAUAAUUACUACCAAUUUUUAAUGGUGUUUGAUUAUCUA